AUGCAAUAAAAAGAAAUUAGUCUUUGUGAGGAUUCUGUUUUUUGUAAAAAGCCUAAGUGCUAAUUAGAUCACUCAAGAUAAUAUCAAGGCUUUUGCAUCUGGCUAUAUAAUCAAUAAAAAAAAAAUGGUGACAUAGAGAAGUGCUUAGUUUAGAAUUGUAAAUUAACACACUGCUCAGAAAUCAAUUAUGAACAUUUAUUAAAUACUUUACCUAUUAACGGAAUUUAUUUUCAUAAUUUAUGUGAGACUUAAUGUGAAGAUAAAAAAUGUUAAUAUCUUCAUGUUAAAUGGGCUAAAGGAAUUUGUAUUAAAGCUCUGAUUGCAACUUGUAAAAACUAAGAGUGUUAAAAUAAGAAAAGGCACCUAAAAUGGUAAGCACUUAUGAAAGAGAUUUACUCACAAUAUAACAUAGAAAUAUAAGGUAAACAAUAUAACCCAGAAAAUUUAGAUACAGAUGAAAAUUUCAAAAGAAUUUUGGAAAAAGAACUAAAAUUUUGCAUACCUUAUUUUUAAGGAAAAUGUAUCUUUAAUUCAUGUUCUAAAUAACAUAAAUUAUGGGAAGAAAUAAAAAAUAUUAAUUUUAAUUAAUUUUUUAAACCUUGUACAUAAUUAGAAAAAAAUGUGAUCAACCACAAAUAUUAAUAAUAUAAAAUAUCAGAGGCUCGACUUUUCUGUGAAGAAUAAUUGCUUAAAAAAUUUAAAUAUCAUGUAAAAAAAUCAAAUUUUAUUGACAUUAUAUUUAUAAUGGAUCUAACUGGAUCAAUGAAACCUUGGAAACAAUAGACGGAACUACAUAUUUAGCGUAUCAUUGAACAAUUUUAGGCUGACUAUUUAGAGAAUUAGAUAAGGGUAGGCUUCGUUGGAUAUAGAGAUAGGUGUGAUGAGGAGUAGAUUGUUUUUCAUCCCUUAACCGAUUAAGUAACAAAUAUUAUCAAAUUUGUGCAAUCUUAAAAAGCAGUUGGAGGAGGGGAUGAAGCUGAAGAUGUUGUAGCAGGAUUAGAAUAGGCUUUAAAAUUAAAUAUAUCUUAAUAUUCUUAAAGUUUGUUGAUUACUUUCCUAUUCUGUGAUUCACCUAAUCAUGGUAGAUAAUAUCACAAUGAAAAUGAGAGUAUAAAUGAUGAAUUAAAAAGUUAAAUAGACUCCAAUACUUUAGAAUNGUCUUUGUGAGGAUUCUGUUUUUUGUAAAAAGCCUAAGUGCUAAUUAGAUCACUCAAGAUAAUAUCAAGGCUUUUGCAUCUGGCUAUAUAAUCAAUAAAAAAAAAAUGGUGACAUAGAGAAGUGCUUAGUUUAGAAUUGUAAAUUAACACACUGCUCAGAAAUCAAUUAUGAACAUUUAUUAAAUACUUUACCUAUUAACGGAAUUUAUUUUCAUAAUUUAUGUGAGACUUAAUGUGAAGAUAAAAAAUGUUAAUAUCUUCAUGUUAAAUGGGCUAAAGGAAUUUGUAUUAAAGCUCUGAUUGCAACUUGUAAAAACUAAGAGUGUUAAAAUAAGAAAAGGCACCUAAAAUGGUAAGCACUUAUGAAAGAGAUUUACUCACAAUAUAACAUAGAAAUAUAAGGUAAACAAUAUAACCCAGAAAAUUUAGAUACAGAUGAAAAUUUCAAAAGAAUUUUGGAAAAAGAACUAAAAUUUUGCAUACCUUAUUUUUAAGGAAAAUGUAUCUUUAAUUCAUGUUCUAAAUAACAUAAAUUAUGGGAAGAAAUAAAAAAUAUUAAUUUUAAUUAAUUUUUUAAACCUUGUACAUAAUUAGAAAAAAAUGUGAUCAACCACAAAUAUUAAUAAUAUAAAAUAUCAGAGGCUCGACUUUUCUGUGAAGAAUAAUUGCUUAAAAAAUUUAAAUAUCAUGUAAAAAAAUCAAAUUUUAUUGACAUUAUAUUUAUAAUGGAUCUAACUGGAUCAAUGAAACCUUGGAAACAAUAGACGGAACUACAUAUUUAGCGUAUCAUUGAACAAUUUUAGGCUGACUAUUUAGAGAAUUAGAUAAGGGUAGGCUUCGUUGGAUAUAGAGAUAGGUGUGAUGAGGAGUAGAUUGUUUUUCAUCCCUUAACCGAUUAAGUAACAAAUAUUAUCAAAUUUGUGCAAUCUUAAAAAGCAGUUGGAGGAGGGGAUGAAGCUGAAGAUGUUGUAGCAGGAUUAGAAUAGGCUUUAAAAUUAAAUAUAUCUUAAUAUUCUUAAAGUUUGUUGAUUACUUUCCUAUUCUGUGAUUCACCUAAUCAUGGUAGAUAAUAUCACAAUGAAAAUGAGAGUAUAAAUGAUGAAUUAAAAAGUUAAAUAGACUCCAAUACUUUAGAAUCAGUUAUGUUUAAAUUCAAAACUAGAAAAAAAAAUAACUAUUUCUUUUGUGCAGAAAUAACAAAUAAAACCUAAUCAAUGUUUAAUAUUAUGAGUAAAGGAUUUGAUAAUUUGUCAAUAGUUCGAUUGGAAAAUCCAUAAGAUUUUUCUGACUUUGUGUAAUUUAGUCUAUCUAAAUCAAUUGAAUCUUCACUCAUGCGUACACAGUAAAUAUUAACUGGGACAAAUACUACAACUGAUAAAAGUUAAAACACCACUUUUUACGUAAAAGCAGAAUAUGAAAGAUUUCAUAUAACAAAUUUAAAUGAUUAAACUGAAAAAAAAUAAUUAGAUUAUUGGAAAAAAUUUAUUAAUAACUUAAAUUCUCAUCAAUAGUUAGGAGAAACAUGUCUAUAAAUCAAUGAGAAUAAUGAAAAUGUUGAUGAUGGAUUUAUUGAAAUAGAUGAAGGGAUGGAUGAAAUGUAUACUGGUGGUAAUUAUACCUAAAAUACUUUGAAAAUCCAGAAGAAAUCAAGAACUUGUGUAUUUAAAGGGUUUGAUGCUAUUUAAAAUAAGUAUAUAAUAAUUAAAAUUCCAACUCAAUAUAUAAAGGAAUAUGAGUUGUCAAAAUAAAAUGGAAAACCAAUUUCCAGAGAUUGGAUCAAAAAAACUGAAGAUUAUGCAAAAGCUAGAUAUUAUACAACAAAUAUUGCAAACGAAAUGGCUUAUAAAUUUAGGAAUAAAUUAUUACAACAUAAUAUAGAUGAAAUGCCUCCAAUUUUUUAUGUGGAUUGUUCUAUUUAUAAACUUGAAAAACCAUUCAAAGGAAUUACUACAUUAUAUGGAGAAACAUUCAUGAAUUUUCAACCAAAUUAAUGGAGAAAAAUUUCAUCGAACUAAGGUUAAUUAUCUGCAAAUUAAUAUAAAGAAUAUUAUUAUACUUCAUUCAGUCAUUUUACUUAUGAGGAAAGCCAAGAAAAUUUCGUCAUUUUAGAUUUACAAGGAAUUGAAAAUAUUUUAAGUGAUGCUUCCAUUCAAACAAAAGCUAAUUAGAUAAUGGAAUUAUAAGUGGAUGAUACUAAUUUGUAUGAUGAGGGAAUAGAAAAUUUUAAGAGGUAACAUCCCAAAUGUAGUAUAAUAUGCUAGAGAUUAAAUCUUAGUAGAAAAGGUUUUAAUGAUAAAUAGAUAAAUAUAAAUAAUACUGUAUGGAACGGUGGCGAUAUUAAUUAUAUUUGUAAAAUGUGUAAAUAAAUUAAUACCUGCUCUUUAAGUGAAUAUAAAAAAUAAAAGGAAAUGAAAUGUAGCUGCUGUUUAGAAUUAGAAUAGUUUGAAGAAGAAGAAAUUGAAUGUCGCUGCUGUAAAAACAUUUAUAAAUCUAAAAUAUUUUAAGAAAUAGUCAACUUAAACUAAUUCAAGCAUUGUCCAACUUGCUCGUAAGAAUGUCAUUAAAAAAAAAAGAAAUGCGAAUAUUGUGAAGGCUAUCAUAAAAAAGAUUUAGUAGAUAUUGAAUAUCAAUUUGGAAGUUACAGUAUAUGUGUGGAUGGAUAUAGAUAUCUAAAAGGCCUAAAAUGCAUAAUUUGUUAGGAACAAUUUAAUAUGAGUAAAGAAAAACUCACUCCAGAGUAAUAUAAUAAAAACUCAUAUACAUGCAAAAAACAACAUUGA
Molecule: messenger RNA, 3937 nt
Organism: Paramecium sonneborni
Lineage: Eukaryota; Ciliophora; Oligohymenophorea; Peniculida; Parameciidae
Source: the annotation of a GenBank genome assembly